Molecule: messenger RNA, 3127 nt
Organism: Stegostoma tigrinum
Lineage: Eukaryota; Metazoa; Chordata; Chondrichthyes; Orectolobiformes; Stegostomatidae
Gene: thbs3a
Product: thrombospondin 3a
Exons: 23
Coding region: 102-2972 (956 amino acids)
Biological process (GO): cell adhesion
Cellular component (GO): extracellular region
Molecular function (GO): calcium ion binding
Source: RefSeq, a predicted model, not a curated record
CUGUCUCCCGUCCCUCCCCGAGGCUCUCACAGUGCGGGCGCCCUGCACCGUGCAGCCGCUUCCUUUUCUAUCUCUCGGGCUCCUUGUCCCAGCGGGCGGCCAUGGCCCCUGGUUUCCUCCUGCUCUUCCUGCUGGCGCUUUGCAGAGUGAGUGCAGCCCGCGAAGAAAUGCGAGCAGUGAUUGAUUUUGGAUCAAUGCACAAUGUGAAACAAGAGGCCUCAAUAGUGGAGAAACUGGCCACAGAGAUUCUAACGGUGAAUGAGCUCUUUGUCCUGUCUGUAUUCAGGCUGCCACCCAGACAGGGUGGUAUUCUGCUGGGGUUCUAUGCCAAGAGAGACAACAUGAGAUACCUGGAGGUCACUGUGAUGGGCAAGAUCAACAGAGUGCUUGUCCGCUACCUGAGAGAAGAUGGGAAGACUCAGUCUGUGAAUUUACAAAAUGCAAACUUGUCAGAUGGAAACCCUCAUUCCAUCAUCCUGAGGAUCAGUGGCCUCCAGCGUGACCUGAUCACCAUGGAGCUGUAUGUUGACUGCAGACAGAUGGAUUCCAGUGUGGGGCUCCCGGCGAUGGUGACCGUCCCUCCAGAGCAGGCAGACAUGGUCGAUGUACGGACUGGUCACAGGGCUUACACACGGAUGCAGGGCUCAUUGGAGGAAUUGAAGUUAUUCCUGGGAGGGACAGUGGUCCGUGUUGGUGCAUUGCAGGAGUGCCCAUUUCAGAGGGAUGACGCUGUAAGGAACAUGGUGAAUGGUGCAAAUUCUGUUCUGGGGGACCAGACAAGAGCACUAGUCAAUCAGUUGGCUCUUUUCAAUCAGGUCCUUCGUGACUUGAGAGAAGAUAUUCGUGAGCAGGUGAAGGAGAUGUCCCUGAUACGGAACACCAUCCUGGAAUGCCAAGUGUGUGGAUUUCAUGACCAUCGGUCCAAGUGUGAUCCCAACCCCUGUUUUGAAACUGUGGAAUGUAUGGAAACCUAUGAAUAUCCCGGCUUCCGCUGUGGAUCCUGUCCUGAAGGUUUUACAGGAAACGGCACACACUGCACCGAUAUUGAUGAGUGCUUCUUUGCCAAUCCCUGUUUCUCUGAAUCCAAAUGCAUAAACGCAGUGCCAGGAUUCCGCUGUGAGUCCUGUCCCUCGGGAUAUCAAGGAACAAUUGUAGCUGGUGUAGGAGUGCAAUAUGCAAUGACCGUGAAGCAGGUUUGCUCAGACAUCGAUGAGUGUAAUGAUGGGAAUAAUGGCGGCUGUAUAAUAAACUCUCUCUGCACAAACACAGUGGGUUCGUUUAAAUGUGGUCCAUGCCAGAGAGGGUUUGUUGGAAACCAGACGGUUGGCUGUGUUCACCAGAAGUCGUGCAGCAGUGCCACUGUCAACCCGUGUGACAUCAAUGCACAAUGUUCGAUUGAGCGGAAUGGACAGGUGUCCUGCUAUUGCAGAGUUGGCUGGGCUGGAAAUGGGUAUGUGUGUGGGACCGACACAGAUAUCGAUGGAUAUCCGGACCAUGACCUACCCUGUAUUGACAAUCAUCGUCACUGUAAGAAGGAUAAUUGCCGGUAUACCCCAAAUUCAGGUCAGGAGGAUGCUGAUAAUGAUGGUGUUGGAGAUCAGUGUGACAACGAUGCAGAUGGAGAUGGCAUCAAGAAUGUAGAGGAUAACUGCAGGCUGGUUCAUAACAAGGACCAGCAGAAUUCUGAUGCAGACUCAUUUGGAGACACAUGUGAUAAUUGUCCCAAUGUUCCCAACAACAAUCAAAAGGACACAGACAACAAUGGAGAGGGAGACGCUUGUGAUAAUGACAUUGAUGGAGACGGUAUUCCCAAUCUUCUGGACAAUUGUGCUGGGGUUCCAAAUCCUCUCCAGACAGACAGGGAUGGAGAUGGAGUCGGAGAUGCAUGUGACAGUUGUCCUGAGAUGAGUAAUCCCACACAGACUGAUGCAGAUGAUGAUCUUGUUGGAGAUGCUUGUGAUAAUAAUCAAGAUGGUGAUGGCGAUGGGCAUCAGGACUCCAAAGACAAUUGUCCAGAAAUUCCUAACAGCUCUCAGCUGGACUCUGACAAUGACGGGUUGGGCGAUGAGUGUGAUGAUGAUGAUGACAACGACGGAGUUCCUGACUAUGGGCCAUCGGGUCCUGAUAACUGCCGCUUAAUUGUGAAUCCCAAUCAGAAGGAUUCUGAUGAUAAUGGGAUUGGUGAUGCUUGUGAAAAUGACUUUGAUAAUGACGCUGUCUUUGACCAAUUUGAUGUCUGUCCCGAGAGUGCAGAGGUCACUCUCACUGAUUUCCGAGCCUAUCAGACUGUUGUUCUGGAUCCUGAGGGUGAUGCACAGAUUGACCCAAACUGGGUGGUCCUAAACCAGGGAAUGGAGAUUGUGCAGACGAUGAACAGUGACCCAGGAUUAGCUGUUGGUUACACAGCAUUCAAUGGUGUGGACUUUGAAGGCACGUUCCACGUGAACACUGUGACAGAUGAUGAUUACGCCGGUUUUAUAUUUGGCUACCAGGACAGCUCCAGCUUCUAUGUGGUGAUGUGGAAACAGACAGAGCAGACAUACUGGCAGUCUACACCAUUCCGUGCAGUGGCUGAGCCUGGUCUUCAGCUCAAGGCUGUAAAAUCAAAGACUGGCCCAGGGGAGUACCUAAGGAAUGCUCUUUGGAAUACUGGCACCACCCAAGACCAGGUAACACUGCUGUGGAAAGAUCCCCGUGAUGUGGGCUGGAAGGACAAGACCUCCUACAGAUGGCAGCUGGUGCACAGGCCACAAGUCGGCUAUAUCAGAGUCAAAUUGUACGAAGGACCUAAUCUUGUGGCAGAUUCAGGUGUAACAAUUGAUACAACCAUGCGUGGAGGACGUCUCGGUGUCUUCUGCUUCUCUCAGGAGAAUAUUAUUUGGUCCAACCUGCGCUACAGGUGUAAUGACACAAUUCCUGAUGACUUUGAGCCAUUUCGGAAGUUGCUGCAGCUCCAGAUGAGAGGACGCUGAAGAUCUAAGAGGUCCUCAUGCUAGGUGAUAUCAGGGGCCCUUGUCAAUCGUUUCCAGAACCAGCGAAUUUGGCCAAAUUUGCAACAUCAAACAAAUGUUUAAAACUCCAUAAAAAUUAAAAAAAAAUAAACCUGGCUAGCAGUCUGAUUGUCAAA